AUGGUGUGGGGAGAUUUGUGUGGUGAAUCUAUUCACAAUGGGGCGUGGGUUUUCACUGACAUUGUACGUCAGGAUUUACUUGCUGCUGGAGUGGACCUAAAUAAUCUUUCAAGACCAAUGGGAGGUGAUGAUUAUAUUGUUUGGAAACCGGACUAUAAGGGGCGCUUCUCUGUUAGUUCUGCCAAAGAUUUGAUUAGGCAAAGAUAUCCGGUUUUGGAAGGGUGUAAUUUGUUGUGGAGAAAAUCUGUUCAUCUGGCACUUGCUGCGAGAAACUGGAUGUUGUUGAGAGGUACCUGUGCAACUUUAGACAAGGUGAAAAGUAGAUUUAAAUACCAGGUUACUAACAAAUGCUUCUUGUGCAACAGUCAAGAAGAGACUUUGGAACACAUUCUGUGGUAUUGUUCUUUUGCAGUGCGAGCAUGGAACUGGAUUUCAGAAAUUUUUGGUAUUCAACCUCAGCAAAAUUUCAUUCAUUCUUAUAAAAUGGCCAGAGGGAGGAGCCGUAUGAUCAAGGACCUUUGGUUAUUAGCUAUUCUGGUGGUUAGGUAUGAACUCUGCAUGACACGAAAUGCUUUUAUAUAUGGAAAUCAAAGAGUGAGCUGGCUUUACUUUCAAAAGAAAGUUUUUAACCAGAUUCAUGAGUACUCCAUUAGGCUUACGGAUUGUAUGUUUAAUACCAAUGAAGAUAUACAGGUUCUUGGUUUCUUUAGAGUCCGUCAUAGACAGACUAAGCAUGCUAUUCCUAAGGAAUGUUUUUGGGAACUUCCGGCUGACAAUGAACUGAUGUUGCGUUGUGAUGGAGCGGCGCGAGGAAAUCCAGGCAGGGUAGGUGCGGGUGUGGUGGUUCGAGAUGCAAAUGCAGCAGUGGUGGGGGCUAUGAGUGUUGGUUUUGGCGUACAAACCAACUAUUUGGCUGAGUUAUUCUGUGUAAUUGUGGGGUUGGAAUGGGCGGCAAAGUUUGGUGUUGAAAACAUUUGUAUUCCAACAGACUCUAUGAGUGUUGUUUUGGCUUUCUCGGGUGACAUUUUGGCUAUUCCUUGGUUUCUCAGACCUAGAUGGGUUACUGUGAGGGCUAACUACUCUAAUAUUCGUUUUGUACAUACCUACAGAGAGGCAAAUUUUGCAGCUGACUGUAUGGCAAAACGUGGGUGUUUUCUUGAAGAAGUGAAGGUCUUAGUUACGACAAUAGGCCAGAUUUUAUUUUGUUUAUUGAAUUUCCCAAUGUAUCUUAUUUUCGUUUUAACUAAGUUAUAA
This is a messenger RNA of Papaver somniferum (opium poppy), 1254 nucleotides long. RefSeq lists its product as uncharacterized. The record is from RefSeq and is a predicted model, not a curated record. Lineage: Eukaryota; Viridiplantae; Streptophyta; Magnoliopsida; Ranunculales; Papaveraceae. The coding region runs from base 1 to 1254 and encodes 417 amino acids. Gene Ontology annotation, molecular function: RNA-DNA hybrid ribonuclease activity; nucleic acid binding. The transcript has a single exon.